This is a messenger RNA of Paramecium sonneborni, 1043 nucleotides long. Lineage: Eukaryota; Ciliophora; Oligohymenophorea; Peniculida; Parameciidae. The record is from the annotation of a GenBank genome assembly.
AUGUAUAAGUAUAAUUUUGAAUAAAACUCUUAACAUCGUAUAGAUAUUUUAGAAUUGAAUGAUGAGAAAUGUAAAUUCAGUUUUGAAGGUGAUUUAUCUAUUGCAAAUGCUUUAAGAAGGGUUAUGAUUGCAGAAGUACCUGUAAAGAAUUGGGGCUAAAUAAUUAGGUUAUGGCAAUUCAUUUUGUUGAUAUAAUUGAAAAUACUAGUCCACUUUCAGAUGAAUUUUUAGCAUAAAGAUUAGGUUUAAUUCCUUUAGUUUCAUAUGCUGCUGAUAGCAAAAUGUAUGAUUGGGAAGCUGAUGCAGAUUCAAUUGAAGAUUAAAAAACAAAAGUCGUAUUUACAUUAAGAUAAAAAAAUCUAAAUGAUGCUCCUUUAGAAAUUACAAGUUAACAUCUUGAGCCUGAAUUUGGUUAAGUAGGUGAAAUGGCUAUAAGACCUGUAAGAAUGUUUUCACCCAUAAAUAAUAAAGAAGUUGGAAUUCCUAUUACUAGAUUAGGAAAGAAUCAAUCUGUUCAUGUUCGUUGUCAUGCACUAAAAGGAUUUGGUAAAAUGCAUGCUAAAUGGAGUCCUAUUAAUAUUGCAACAUUUAGACAUGAAGCAGGUAUUAAUUUCAUUUAUAAUAAUACUAUUUUUUAUAGAACUUAAUAUUGAUCAUUCAUAAUAAUAAACUCUUUCACUUAUUGAAAAAAAGUCUAUUAGAGAUUCAUGUCCGAUGAAUGUCUUAGGAAUUGAUGUUAAUCAUGAUCUUAUUGUAAAUGCUAUUGAAAAAUGUAUAUUUUGUGAAGAAUGUAUUCGUUGUGUAUAUCCUAUUUAUUUUAAUCAAUAGGCUGAAUCAAUCAAAAAACCAAGAUUAAUCAAAAUGCAACAUAAAAAAAAUAAAUAUAUAUUUACUGUUGAAAGUGCUGGAUAAAUUAAGGCUGCUGAUAUUGUAUAAAAAGUAUUCAUUCAUGCAUUAUGUAAAAGGCUUUAAUUGUUUUAAGAAAGAAAGUCGAUGAAAUAUCUUAGGAUCUAAGCUUUGCUUAAUAAUAAUAAUUAAAUUGA